CAAAGACGGCAGCGUGACACGCGUGUGGAGGAAGUGUAGUGACUGACAGACCGCCAAACCAGAUCACCUUUACCGGCCUGGGCUGCAGUUUAUUCUCCGUUUACCGUAACAUGUCCUGGCUGUUCGGCCUGAAUAAGGGGCAGCCUGAGGCUCCCCCGGAAUUCCCGGUUCCACCGCCACCCCCUCCACCGGCUGGCGGCUCCGGAGGUGGCGGGGAUAAACCCAAGGACAAAUGGAGCAACUUCGACCCAACCGGGCUGGAACGAGCGGCCCAAGCGGCGAAGGAGCUUGACAAGUCUCGUAAGUGUCUUGCAUGUUAACUAUAUUAUAUAUAGUACUGUAGAACUAGUAACUAGCUUGAAACAUUUUGUUAAUCUCCCCAGAAAGACCGAUGCACCCGCAGCAUGCUUUACAGCCUAAGCAGUGAUGCUGAUGCAACACGGGCCGGUGUCUGACAUAUAUUAUCCUAGUUCCUACAGGUAUCUAAUCUAGUCAACUAGCUAUCAAAUCCUGAUGACCGCUGUCAGUAGAACAUAACACUAUAGUAAACGAGAAUCGCAGGUUUCACUGCUUGGUUUGAACGUUGUGUUGCACAUUUUCAUUCAUGUUGGAAAUUGGUCAUUAGUGCAUUCAAGGUGAACGGUGCAAAGGUCAUUCCUUUUUUGCCAAAUAGCUCUAGUCAGUAUAUAGUUAAUCUUUGCUCUAGUCAAACAUGCAAGUAUUUCACUUAGAAUGUCAAAGUAUACUCCCGAGUGGCGCAGCGGUCUAAGGCACUACAUCUCAGUGCUUGAGGCGUCACUACAGACCCCCUUGUUCGAUUCCAGGCUGUAUCACAACCGGCCAUGAUUGGGAGUCCCAUAGGGCGGCGCACAAUUGGCCCAGCGUCGUCCGGGUUUGGCCGGUGUAGGCCAUCAUUGUAAAUAAGAAUUUGUUCUUAACUAACUUGCCUAGUUAAAUAAAGGUUAACUAAAUAAAAAUACUGAACAAAAAUAUAAACACAACAUGCAACAAUUUCAACGAUUUUACUGAGUUACAGUUCAUAUAAGGAUAUCAGUCAAUUGAAAUAAAUAAAUUAGGCCUUAAUCUAUGGAUUUCACAUGACUGGGCAGGGGCGCAGCCAUGGGUGGGCCUGGGAGGCCAUAGCCCCACCCACUUGGGAUAAAUACUAAAUACUCCUCAGUUUCAUCAGCUGUCCGGAUGGCUGGUCUCAGACGAUCCCGCAGGUGAAGAAGUCGGAUGUGGAGGUCCUGGGCUGGCGUGGUUAUACGUGGUCUGCGGUUGUGAGGCUGGUUGUGAGGCUGGUUGGACAUACUGCCAAAUUCUCUAAAACAGUGUUGGAGGUGACUUAUGGUAGAGAAAUAAGCAUUCAAUUCUCUGGCAACAGCUCUGAUGGACAUUCGUGCAAUCAGCAUGCCAAUUGCACGCUCCAUUAAAACUUGAGACAUCUGUGGCAUUGUGUUGUGACUAAACUGCACAUUUUAGAGUGGCCUUUUAUUGUCCCCAGCACAAGGUGCACCUGUGUAAUGAUCAUGCUGUUUAAUCAGCUUCUUGAUAUGCCACACCUGUCAGGUGGAUGGAUUAUCUUGGCAAAGGAUAAAAUGCUCACUAACAGGGAUGUAAACAAAUUUGUGCACAGAAUUUGAGAGAAAUAAGCUUUUUGUGCUAUGGAACAUUUCUGGGAUCUUUUAUUUCAGCUCAUGAAACAUGGGACCAACACUUUACAUGUUGCGUUGUAUAUUUUUGUUCAGUAUAGUGGGAAUAUAGCUACUGUCAUUAAAUCAAACGUAUAUCUGGAAGACUAAUGUCCUUUCCCUUGUCUUAAUUUCAGGUCAUGCCAAAGAGGCCCUGGAUCUGGCUCGCAUGCAGGAGCAAUCUGUUCAGAUGGAACACCAGACCAAAAUCAAGGUACAGUUGCACUAAACAAGGCACAUGCAGAGUAAUGUGUAGGACACCAAAUACAGUACUAUCAAUCACAAAUCUGAUCAUGCUAAUUGUUCUCUCUCUGUGUGUGAUGGUGGAAGGAGUAUGAGGCAGCAGUGGAGCAGCUGAAGGGGGAUCAGCUGCGUAUUCAAGGGGAGGAGAGGAGGAAAACUGUCGGCGAGGAGACCAAGCAGCAUCAAUCGGUGAGAGGAGAGCAGAGUAAGGGUUUAGUGGUACUGCAGAUUGGGUGGUUGUGCAGUAGUAUUCAUUGUACUACAUAGUAUGUGGUCAAUGAUGGGCUAAUAGCAUGGAUCAUCAUGCAUAGGUAUGGGUAAACCAUAUAAGGAAGUAUUUUCCCUGUAGUAGUUAAGAGAUCUUGAAGAGUUUGUAGAGAGUAGAAUUGUGUAUGUAAGCUUGAAAUUGUUUGCACAAUUAGCUUUAAUGCUGUUGAAACAAAGGGUACAAUGAGAGAGGGAGUGGAACAAGGGAUUACAUAUCUGUCCAGCAGAGGGCGCCAUACAUGUUACUAUUGUUACCGUCUCUAUCCCUUCACAGAGAGCACAGUUCCAAGACAGACUUGCCAGACAGAGGUAUGAGGAUCAACUCAAGCAACAGGUAAGAUCAACUGCCAUUAGCUGCAAUAUCAAUUCAGUACUGUUUAGGCUAUAAAGAAGUACAGUGAAAAUACCAUGUCCAACUGACUGAGUGUGGCCUCUCCUCUGUGUCUUCAGCAAGCCCUGAAUGAUGACAACCUUCGCAAACAGGAGGACUCUGUGCUGAAACAGGAGGCCAUGAGGAAAGGUAUAUAGUAGCCACACAGCUCACACAGCCUCCAGGAAUAUGGUUCUGCUUCUAUAUUCACUGCUCAAUAUAGCCAUAUGGGGUCUGGCAAUCACAAAAUGUCCACUGAUGUAUCCUCUCCAUGCAGCAACAAUUGAGCACGAGAUGCAGCUGAGGCACAAGAAUGAGCUGCUACGUGUAGAGGCGGAGUCUAAAGCGCGGGCACGUGUUGAGCGGGAAAACGCAGACAUCAUCCGCGAGCAGAUCCGCCUGAAGGCAGCAGAGCACAGACAGACUGUACUAGAGACUAUACGGUGAGACAAGGACAUACUGUACUAAAGACUAUACGCUGAGACAAGGACAUACUGUACUAGAGACUAUACGGUGAGACAAGGACAUACUGUACUAGAGACUAUACGCUGAGACAAGGACAUACUGUACUAGAGACUAUACGCUGAGACAAGGACAUACUGUACUAGAGACUAUAUGCUGAGACAAGGACAUACUGUACUAGAGACUAUACGCUGAGACAAGGACAUACUGUACUAGAGACUAUAUGCUGAGACAAGGACAUACUGUACUAAAGACUAUAUGCUGAGACAAGGACAUACUGUACUAGAGACUAUACGCUGAGACAAGGACAUACUGUACUAGAGACUAUACGCUGAGACAAGGACAUACUGUACUAGAGACUAUACGGUGAGAGAUACUAUUGGAGACCUGACUGUCUCUGUAUAUUUGUGUGUUUUCAGGACUGCAGGUGCUGUGUUUGGGGAAGGAUUCCGGGCCUUUGUGUCGGACUGGGAUAAAGUCACAGCUACGGUGAAACCUCCCUUCCACUCUACAUACUUGUUUAUGUUCAUUCAUAUGCAACAUGCAACAAUUUCAUUGAUUUUAGUGAGUUACAGUUCAUAUGAGGAAAUCAGUCAAUUGAAACAAAUGAAUUGGGCCCUAAUCUAUGGAUUUCACAUGACUGGGUAUACAGAUACCUUAAAAAACAAUGGGCCUCACAAUGGGUCUCAGGAUCUCGUCACGGUAUUUUUAUGCAUUCAAAUAGCCAUCAAUAAAAUGCUAUUGUGUUUGUUGUCCAUAGCUUAUGCCUGCCCAUACCAUAACCCCACCACCACCAUGGGGCACUCUGUUCACAACGUUGACAUCAGUAGACUGCUCGACCAUACGAUGCCAUACACAUGGUCUACGGUUAUGAGGCCGGUUGGACGUACUGCCAAAUUCUCUAAAACAACAUUGGAGGCGGCUUAUGGUAGAGAAAUGAACAUUACAUUCUCUGGCAACAGCUCUGUUGGACAUUCAUGCAGUCAGCAUGCCAAUUGCAUGCGUCCUCAAAACUUGAGACAUCUGUGGCAUUGUGUUGUGUGACAAAACUGCCUUUUCUUGUCCCCAGCACAAGGUGCACCUGUGUAAUGAUCAAGCUGUUUAAUCAGCUUCUUCAAAUGCCACACCUGUCAGGUGGAUGGAUUAUCUUGGCAAAGGAGAAAUGCUCACUAACUAAUUGUUCAGUGUAUGAUAUGUUAAAUGUUUAUAUCUGAUUUGAGCUGUCCUGGAGUGUCUUUAAAUGUAGUGUAAUUCCACCACCAGGUGGCAGGACUGACCCUGCUGGCUGUAGGUGUAUAUUCUGCCCGGAACGCCACAGGCGUGGCGGGGCGCUACAUUGAGGCCCGACUCGGGAAGCCCUCAUUGGUCAGAGAGACUUCUCGCAUCACUGUGGCGGAGGCGAUCAAGCACCCGAUCAAGGUAGAGAGGCCCUGCUGUGCAUCAUACAGUGCAUUCGGAAAGUAUUCAGACCCCUUCCUAUUUCCACAUAUUUACAUAACUAUUCAGACCCUUUGCUAUGAGACUCGAAAUUGAGCUCAGGUGCGUCCUGUUUCCACUGAUCAUCCUUGAGAUGUUUCUACAACUUGAUUGGAGUCCACCUGUGGUAAAUUCAAUUGAUUGGAAAUGAUUUGGAAAGGCACACUCCUGUCUAUAUAAGGUCCCACAGUUGACAAUGCAUGUCAGAGCAAAAACCAAGCCAUCAGGUCGAAGGAAUUGUCCGUAGAGCUCCAAGACCGGAUUUCUGUCGAGGCACAGAUCUGGGGAAGGGUACCAACACAUUUCUGCAGCAUUGAAGGUCCCCAAGAACACAGUGGCCUCCAUCAAUCUUAAAUGGAAGAAGUUUGGAACCACCAAGACUCUUCCUAGAGCUGGCCGCCCAGCCAAAAUGAUUAAUCGGGGGAGAAGGGCCUUGGUCAGGGAGGUGACCAAGAACCCAAUGGUCACUAUGACAGAGCUCCAGAGUUCCUCUGGGGAGAUGGGAGAACCUUCCAGAAGGACAACCAUCUCUGCAGCACUCCACCAAUCAGGCCUUUAUGGUAGUGGCCAGAUGGAAGCCACUCCUCAGUAAAAGGCACAUGAUAGCCCGCUUGUAGUUUGCCACAAGGCACCUAAAGUACUCUCAGACCAUGAGAAACAAGAUUCUCUGGCCUGAUGAAACCAAGAUUGAACUCUUUGGCCUGAAUGUCAAGCUUCACGUCUGGAAGGAACCUGGCACCAUUCCUACGGUGAAGCAUGGUGGUGGCAGCAUCAUGCUGUGGGGAUGUUUUUUAGCGUCAGGGACUGGGAGACUAGUCAGGAUCGAGGGAAAGAUGAAUGGAGCAAAGUACAGAGAGAUCCUUGAUGAAAACCUGCUCCAGAGCGCUCAGGACCUCAUACUGGGGCGAAGGUUCACCUUCCAACAGGACAACGACCCUAAGCACACAGCCAAGACAACGCAGGAGUGCCUUCGGGACAAGUCUCUGAAUGUCCUUGAGUGGCCCAGCCAGAGCCCGGACUUUAACCUGAUCGAACAUCUCUGGAGAGACCUGUAAAUAGCUGUGCAGCGACGCUCCCCAUCCAACCUGACAGAGCUUGAGAGGAUCUGCAGAGAAGAAUGGGAGUAACUCCCCAAAUACAGGUGUGCCAAGCUUGUAGCGUCAUACCUAAGAAGACUCAAGGCUGUAAUCGCUGCCAAAGGUGCUUCAACAAAGUACUGAGUAAAGGGUCUGAAUACUUAUGUAAAUGUGAUAUUUCCAUUUUUUAUAUUUUUAAAAAUAGGCAAACAUUUCUGAAAACCUGUUUUUGCUUUGUCAUUAUGGGGUAUUGUGUAUAGAUGAGAGAAAAUAUUUGUUAAAAGUUCCAUUUUAGAAUAAGGCUGUAAUGUAACAAAAUGUGGAAAAAGUCAAGGGGUAUGAAUACUUUCCGAAUGCACUGUAUACGUCCUGUGUCUGAUUUUGGUGUUUUUUUAUUGUGAUUAACUUACAUUUCCUAAACGCUCAUUUUGAAGUACUAUGAAGUGAUGGUGAGGUGCAUUUUCUUAUUUUUCCCCUCUUUUAGAUGUCAAAGCGCCUGACAAGUAAACCUCAGGAUGCCCUGGAGGGAGUAGUGCUCAGUGUGAGUACCGACACUCAGCACACACCUGAGCACCAGAGAGCCAUACCUUAUAGAGUCUCAACACAACUAAACCUGGGAGAUAUUAUACCCAGCACAUGUAUGAAAGAGACAUUCAUAGAGAAUGCUGUGCACACAUCUAGUUUUGUGUAUGUUUUUGUGAAUGUAUGUUUUUGCAGCCCUGCCUUGAGUCAAAAUGUUGAUCUCCCUCAUGAAUUAUUCCCUCUGCUCUGCACAGCCUAACCUAGAAGAACGUGUACGUGAUAUCGCCAUAGCAACUAGGAACACGCGUCAGAACAAGGGCCUCUACAGGAACAUCCUCAUGUAUGGCCCCCCAGGUACUGGCAAGACCCUCUUCGCCAAGGUAGGUCCCGCACAGAAUCAUCUUGUCUAUGACAAGAGGUGUUAUCUUGGUAUCUGUAUAUGUUGGUAACUGUCUCUGUGUUUUGAGUAGAAGCUGGCAGUGCACUCUGGGAUGGACUAUGCCAUCAUGACUGGUGGAGAUGUGGCGCCCAUGGGCCGUGAGGGCGUCACCGCCAUGCACAAAGUCUUUGACUGGGCCAACACCAGUCGCCGCGGGUAUGCUACCCUCACUUGCAGUACCUUCAUGUAAAUGUAACCAUGAUGUAACCGUGUGCAACCAUGUAACGUAAGCAUCUACACAUCUUGACAGGAAAUACAUUUGCACUUGCAUUACACACAUAUGCCAUAAACAGACAUGCACAUUAAACAAUGUACAGAGAAUGAUGUAAGACCAGUGCAACUCUGCUUAUGCCAUCCGGUCUCUUGUCUGACACAGCCUGCUGCUGUUUGUUGAUGAAGCUGAUGCAUUCCUUCGCAAGAGGUCUACUGUAAGUCUGUUGUGUACCUUCCUGUAUUUCAUAGCAAAACCAAAACAAUGAUCUUGUAGAAAUAUUGGAAAACAGAAUUCACGGUGUCUCUUUCUGUUUACAGGAAAAGAUCAGUGAAGAGCUCAGAGCCACUUUGAAUGCAUUCCUGUAUCGCACUGGAGAGCAGAGCACCAAGUCAGUCCUCUACAACUACUUCUUCUAUUUAGACAUUUCAUAUCUACGCCCAAGACCUCUGAUGUACCAUGUCCCUCAGAUAUCACAGCACUCUAACCCUAAUGUACCACUGUUGUGUUGUCUCUCCCUACAGGUUCAUGAUGGUGCUGGCCAGUAACCAGCCAGAGCAGUUUGACUGGGCCAUCAACGACCGUAUUGAUGAGAUAGUCAACUUUGCCCUGCCGGGUCCUGAUGAGAGGGAGAGGCUGGUGCGUCUGUACUUUGACAGAUAUGUGCUGGAGCCUGCCACAGGAGGGAGACAGUGAGUCAUACAGCAUUACACCCACACGACAAGGCAGUGCAGGUUUAAAUAGGGCACUUUCACAAGCACUCAUACUGGGAUGCAUAAUGCAACUGUUCUGAUGUCAAGCUAUUCCCAGACACUUAUGCUGCAUUUACAUAGGCAGCCCAAUUCUGAUCUUUUGCCCAAUUAUUACCACAAAAUAUCUGAUUGGUCAAAAGACCACCAAUUAGUGGCUAAAUAAUUGGUCUGCCUGUGUAAAUGCAGCCUUCGAGUAAUCUGCAUACAGUGACACACACACAUACACACCUACUCACGCACACAUGGGGACAGGCAUUAACACUGAGUGCCUGGGAGGAGGGAGGCCUAUCUCUGUCAUGUUCCAUGUAAAUGACCUCUGGCUGAGAGCUGUGGAGUGUCAGGAGCAGGUCUGAAGAGCAGGUGACCCAGCAGUAAGCAGGAGCCCAGCCAGCUGUAGCCAUGCUAAGUCACUAAUUACAUUGGGGCUCCGAGAGCCUGGAGCCUGAGAGGCAGAGGGGCAGGGGGUGACCUAUACACAGGGCACUGGGAACUGGACCAGGAUCAACAACAACAACACACUCAGACAACAGAGCCAGCUGUUAGAGGGAGCUGGGCCACUUAAGGAGUGUCUCCCCAGACAGUCAGACCAGACCUCAUAACAAAGGCCUGUUUCAUCUCUGACAGACAGGAUGUAAUUCAGUCCUCUAUCUGUCUCUAAUCCCCCUCUAUGUCUAUCUUCCUCUCUCUGUUUGUUUCCAUCUUCCUCUGUCUCUGUCCCUGCAGGAGAAUGAAGCUGGCUCAGUUUGACUAUGGUAAGAAGUGCUCGGACAUCGCUAAGCGGGCAGAGGGCAUGUCAGGCAGAGAGAUCUCCAAACUGGGCGUGGCCUGGCAGGUAUGUGACAUGUUUCCCCUGUUGUUCAUACUUCAAUGCUUUCUCCUGAGCUUUCUGAACGGUUAACAACCGUGAUGCGGUGUCGUGCAGAAUUUUCCAAUUAAGCCAAUUUGACAUAAAUGAUUGGUUGGAAGGAGAGCCUGUGCACAGGCUGGAACUUGGUUAGGGAUGGGAGAAUCAGACAAUGCUGACCCAAGGUGAUUUGGUUAGCCCAGGAAGUCUAGACCCAUUUAUUCUCCCUCCAUGGGCUUAUUAAUAGAAGCAGAGCUGGGAAGUGGAUCGCUAUGUAUACCAUGGUCCCUCCACUGCUGCUGUGUCAUGUUCAUCUCUCCUGCUAGCCUCUUUCUGUGGACAAGUGGGCCUUGUCUGUUAAAUUCCUUAUACAGUACUCAAUAUUCAUACACUGAUCUUGCAAGUAGUUAAUACUGUACAUUUAUAUUUGUAGAUAAAUGAUAUUAGAGAUUUACUGGGCUGUCCGUGUAAUGAUAAAGUCCUUGUUCAGAUGACUGUGAUGUAAUAAUCCAUGUAUUCCAUGUCCUCUUGCAGGCGGCAGCCUACUCCUCAGAGGACGGCGUCCUAACGGAGGCCAUGAUUGAUGCUCGGGUGGACGAAGCCAUGCGGCAGCACCUCCAGAAGAUGGACUGGCUGCAUGGGGACACUGAGGCGGCUGGGGCCAAGAGCACAGCCUCUCCCAGCGCUGGACCAGCAGACAGCCGUAAGAUAGGCUUCACUCUGCCUCUAGGGGAGCCGCCGCAGGCCCAGGAGGUGCUCACUCCGGCUCUGGAGAUGGACAACAAACCAGAGGCCCCUGUCAUUCAGGAGGAGCUGAAACUAGAGGUGCCAGCCCCACCUUCAUCAGACAGUGCUGCCCUGCCUGUGGAGGAGGGGACCGUCCAGGCCAAGGGGGAGGGUGUCAAAGCAGAAGCGGUGGUAACACGUCAGGGGGAGGGGGCAGAGGGUGUAGCCCCGACUGAUGUAGCCCCUAGCAGUGAGGGUGGGACAGGGAAGGUGGGGAAGACCAAAGCUCCUCCCAAGGAUGGGACUCCAGUUUAA
Coregonus sp. 'balchen' is the source of this 9394-nucleotide messenger RNA. NCBI's taxonomy places the organism in Eukaryota, Metazoa, Chordata, Actinopteri, Salmoniformes, Salmonidae. The record is from the annotation of a GenBank genome assembly.